GGAUGGUGGCAGACCAUGACGCUCGAGUUGCCUCCACACUUGGCAAAGGCCGGCAACUUCCAGUUCUUGACCAAUGCCAGCUUGACAGUAGCCACCCUCUACUUGAUAGUCAACUUGGCCAGCCCCAAUGCCAGGGUGCUCACACCCUGGCACCAUCUCGUGUCUAACCUCGAGUUCGUGGUCACCACUGCCUACUGGACCAUGAUUUUGUGCUUCCCUCACCACUUGAACACCGAUUCGUUUGAGUUCGAUCUUGCCUUGGACCUCAAGAUCCACUUGUUGCCGUACGUGUACCUUCUUUUGGACAGAAAGCCCAUGGUGUCGUUCGUGCGGUCGGCUGCCCAAAGCGUGGCGUUCAUUGGAGUGUACUGGGCAGCCAUCGAGCUCCAUGUCUACUUGAACCAGGAUGGUAUCACCCUGUAUCCGUACCCACUCUUGAACGGAAUUGGGGUAUGGGGACGCUUGAAGUGGAUGGGGGUGUUCAUGGGGCUCUCUGUGGCGAACUAC
Suhomyces tanzawaensis NRRL Y-17324 is the source of this 507-nucleotide messenger RNA. RefSeq lists its product as uncharacterized. Gene Ontology annotation, cellular component: endomembrane system; membrane. NCBI's taxonomy places the organism in Eukaryota, Fungi, Ascomycota, Pichiomycetes, Serinales, Debaryomycetaceae. The transcript has a single exon. The record is from RefSeq and is a predicted model, not a curated record. The annotation marks the transcript as partial.